UCAACCAAUCAGACGGCAGCAGGAAAGGACAACAGGAAGUAAAUACCUUGACAGCUAGAGGGAGACCCUAAAAGCGGCAGCUGAACAGCCCCACGGACAACAUCAUCGUGGUUUAAAUGAUACGAACCGACCAGGGUGUCUUUAGGAGGAACAUCUACUGUUCUGAUAUCUGCUGUGGGCUGUCGGAGUAUAAUGGCGCUCGUUGCUGUCCGGCUAUAAAUGUCACCGCGCUAACACCGGGGCUAGCGCCACAGUUAGCAUAUCCAGCCAGCUAGUUUAGGGAACGGGCUCCAGGAGGUCACCGACAUGAGUGAAUGUGCGACCAGACAGCGACCCGCCUAACCUCCAGCCGAGACAGUUCAGUGUGGCAAUGAGGAACAGCAGGGUCCACCUCUAAGGGCUGGGAGGCAUGAACUCGGUUUCCCCCAGCGCAGCGCAGUACGUGGGCUUAGUGAUGCAGGAUGAGCAGGUGGAGAGCUGGAGGCAGCCGGCCCUCGAGCGGCAGGGCAGCUUCGGCUUCAGAGCGCCUCAAGUUUCCGACGCGAGCAGAGAGGCGGCCAGAGAGCCGGACGAGAUGGACAAAGUCAAGGCCAAACUGAUGUCGGCAUGGAACAAUGUCAAAUACGGUUGGACUAUUAAAACCAAAACCUCUUUCAACAAAAUAUCUCCGGUCACCGUCCUGGGACACUCCUAUCUGCUCAACAGUGAAGAUGAGGUGGAGAGGUUCCGUCGGGAUUUUGUGUCCAGAAUAUGGCUGACCUACCGGAGGGAGUUUUCUCCGCUGGAAGGCUCCACCUGGACAACGGACUGUGGCUGGGGCUGCAUGCUGCGCAGCGGACAGAUGCUGCUGGCACAGGGGCUCGUGGUCCACCUGAUGCCCAGAGAUUGGGCUUGGCCAGACGCUCAGCAGCUGACGGACGUGGACUUUGAGGUUUUCCGACCUCGUUCCCCAGUACGGGCCGGAGGCGUCCCUAUUCCGUCCUUUGGUUCUUUGCGAGGAUCCGGCUCUCCAGAGAAACUCCCGGCCAGCGGUCAGGCGCCCAGGUACUGCCAGAGGAGAAGGCCCGAGUCUGCAAAGGACCGGCAAGCGGAGCCCGUCCACUCCAAGCUGAUCACCUGGUUUGGAGAUCAGCCCUCAGCUCCUUUUGGUGUUCACCAGCUGGUGGAAAUAGGCAAAAGUUCAGGGAAGAAAGCCGGCGACUGGUACGGCCCCUCCAUAGUGGCACAUAUACUUCGGAAAGCCGUGGCCAAAACGUCCGUGGCACAAACCCUAGCUGUAUAUGUUGCUCAGGAUUGCACAGUAUACAAAGAGGACGUGGUGCGUCUCUGUGAUCUGUCUCUAAGUCAGAGACCCGCCGAUCCUUCCAACCAAGCCUGGAAGUCCGUCAUCAUCCUGGUGCCCGUGCGGCUCGGAGGAGAGGCCCUCAACCCGUCCUACAUCGAGUGUGUCAAGAACAUCCUGAAGCUGGAUUGUUGCAUUGGGGUAAUCGGAGGGAAACCAAAGCACUCCCUCUACUUUAUCGGCUUCCAAGAUGAGCAGCUGCUCUAUCUGGACCCCCACUUCUGCCAGCCGGUUGUCGACGUGGCUCAAGCAGACUUCUCCCUGGAGUCGUUCCACUGUAGCUCUCCCAAGAAGAUGCCCUUCAGCCGCAUGGAUCCCAGCUGCACCAUCGGCUUCUAUGCCAAGAACAAGAAGGACUUUGAAUCUUUAUGUUCUGCUGUCAGCAUGGCUCUGUCCUCGUCUAAGGAGAAGUACCCGAUCUUUACCUUCGUGGAGGGCCAGGGGCAGGACUACGGACUCGAGGGUCACAGCAGCAACCACGGUGGACCCUUAGCCCACAUCCUGCCUCCAGGCCCACUGAGCAGGAGUAACAACAGAAGAAGCAGCGAGGAGUUUGUCUUCCUGUGAGCCUCUGGGGAACGCCAUCUCCCACAUUCCACCACUAGGUGGCAGACUCUUUGUUUUCGUCCUUUAAAAACAGAAGCACUUCAUUGUGGCGGUGCAGCUGCCGGUUGGAAAGCAGAAACAACUCUCUGUCAGCCUUGCUGCAAAGACUUUGUUAGGUCUGCAUGGAGGGGUUGGUAACUCUGCUUUCUCUGCUGGAGGAAGUUGAAUUUCACACCUGAUCUCAUCGAGUCAGCUUAAAAAUCUAAAACUCCAACGCUCAAGGCUGCAGCUCCCCACUUUUAUUUAUGUAUAAUAUACCACCUGCUGUACACAUUUUUAAGAAGCUUUUCUGUUGCGUUUUAUUUAUAAGAAGAAUGUGUGUGUGUGUGUGUGUGUGUGUGUGUGUGUGUGUGUGUGUGUGUGUGUGUGUGUGUGUGUGUGUGAGAGUGCUGGGUUUGUGGAAUUGAUUUGUCCCUGCUUGUCCAGAUUUAUUUAGAUGCCAGCGCUGUUGUGUCGCCCUGAGGUUUUGGACUCAUCCAAGAGCUCAUCGAAGCUUUUGCAUCUCUGAGAGUCCCAGGCGUCAUUAUUUAUGAUCAGGAAUAUUAAAACCCUCCCCAGAAAUCUGCUGUUACAUUUCUCCUGGUGCUGGAAAUGGACAUUUAUCAUCGCUGAAUGGCCGUGUCUCAUCAAGCAUCAUUUAAAAAUGUAUCUGGAUGCGUUUUGCGGUAAAACCCGGAGCAGCUCUGUUUAAUCAACAAGGUUGAGGUUUUAUUCUGUCCUGUGACCAUGCUGAGUUGGCUUUGUGAAAUGGUCCCUGUUCCUUUUUUUAUUUUACAUGCUAUUACUGGAAGUUGCACUACUACUGUUAGCUAGACUGCUGUCCAGAUUAAACACAAGCACUGGAACACUA
Molecule: messenger RNA, 2798 nt
Organism: Fundulus heteroclitus (mummichog)
Lineage: Eukaryota; Metazoa; Chordata; Actinopteri; Cyprinodontiformes; Fundulidae
Gene: atg4da
Product: autophagy related 4D, cysteine peptidase a
Exons: 11
Coding region: 410-1909 (499 amino acids)
Molecular function (GO): protein-phosphatidylethanolamide deconjugating activity
Source: RefSeq, a predicted model, not a curated record